GAAAGCAGAAAUCUUUGAUAAUUUUUGACCUUACACUGUGAAUUGUAUUUCAUGUUUUGUGACAUUCCAACAUCUCAAAUAGACUUUUUUUAAUAGGAUCUGGAACACCGUCAGCUGCCUCUAAUCAGUCCCCAAUGCCUCCAGGAUCCACUCCCCCUCCUCACCAGCCAAUUGGUCUUGCCCAAGCACAGACAAACAACAGCAACAACAAGACAGAUGCUUUCACACAGCAGCUUCAUAGGCUGGUGGAUAACUGGGCAGAAGGGGUGAGGGCUCCUUCACGCUCACCCUCCCUCAGUCUAAGACCACAGCAACUGACCAGAUCCAGGAUCUGGAGCGCUAUAGAGGUUCCAAUUUCAAUAGAAAGAUUGAAUGCUUCUCAGCUGUCUCUAUCAUGGCCACAGAUAGAUUUCCAUGCCUCUGUGAUGCCGACUGACACUUCACAAGUACUCCAGCGCAGUUUUAUGGUGGCUGGUAACCCUUACGGAAAGAUGUUGGGCGCUCCACACUUAGACAUGGACCACUGGCCAGCAAUGACUGCCAUUCAUAACCAAGAAGUCUUUGCUUUCACUGCUGUGCACUCCCCCUCUUGGACAGUACCUUCUUCCCCCAGCGAGGUUCCUAAUUCUAGAAAUAGGACCAUGUAGCUUCACAAUCACUGUACUUAUACUUUUUACUCUGUUGCCAAAAAUACUUCAGAGUUUCUUUAGAGUGCUAGUUAGGCCUAGCAUUGUGCAAUUCUGUUGCAGUUGUUAGCAUGUAGUUGCUUACAAUGUAGUAAUCCCUCAUGAACAUAUAAAUACUCAGGCCAACAAUGUAGGCAUAUCAUCUGUAGUGUACAUUCAGUAUUAUUGUACAUAUUCAUAAAGCCUAUGUAGCAUAACUGAAUUUUAGCAUAGGCAUAUGUACAGAAUGUAUAUUUUUCAUCAAAAUAUAUUUAGCUUGCUAGUGAGAGAAUCUUCCUUCACACCUUGAGCUGUACACAUAUGUAAAUGCUAUAAGGUACAGUAAGAUGCUCUUAAAUUUGUGUAGAUGUGUAUAGAUACCGUUUAUACUU
This is a messenger RNA of Sinocyclocheilus grahami, 1057 nucleotides long. RefSeq names its product serine/threonine-protein kinase WNK2-like. The record is from RefSeq and is a predicted model, not a curated record. Bases 135 to 647 code for a protein of 170 amino acids. The transcript has 2 exons. NCBI's taxonomy places the organism in Eukaryota, Metazoa, Chordata, Actinopteri, Cypriniformes, Cyprinidae.